This is a messenger RNA of Tupaia belangeri chinensis (Chinese tree shrew), 2054 nucleotides long. It is a transcript of the gene KBTBD12, whose product is annotated as kelch repeat and BTB domain containing 12. Bases 163 to 2034 code for a protein of 623 amino acids. Lineage: Eukaryota; Metazoa; Chordata; Mammalia; Scandentia; Tupaiidae. The record is from RefSeq and is a predicted model, not a curated record. The transcript has 6 exons. Gene Ontology annotation, molecular function: protein binding.
GCUGGUUCCCGAGAGUGCUUUUCUUAGAAGGAAACUGCUUUUCUUUCCCCCAGGAGAGUUCCCGGGCAUCUCCACUCCUUUCUGAACAGUCACACGUGCAAACAGCCCCUCGGGAGUCAAGCUAAACUCGAAGCCUCACUGGGAGACGUGGGGCAGUGCAGCAUGGAGUGUGAGGUUGAGGGGAGGGGGAAGUACCAGCACAGCCUGAGUCUACUGAGCAGGGUCAGGAGCAUGAAGGAGCGGGCAGAGAUGGUCGACGUGGUGCUCGUGACAGAGGGGGAGAGGUUCCCCUGCCACAGGCUGGUCCUGGCUGCUUUCAGCCCUUACUUCAGAGCCAUGUUCACCUGCGGGCUCCUGGAGUGUGCGCAGCAGGAGGUCGUGCUCCACGACAUCGCAGCAGGCAGCGUGGCGGUGAUCCUGGACUACAUGUACAGCGCGGCCUUGGAGGUCGACAGUGCCAACGUGCAGGCCGUGGCCAUGGCCGCCUACUUCAUGCAGAUGGAGGACGUCUUCGCUCGGUGCCAGACAUACAUGACGGGUCACAUGGAUGCCUCCAACUGUGUCGGCGUCUAUCACUUCGCAAAGCAGAUUGGAGCCGAAGACUUAGCUGAUCAGUCAGAGAGGUAUUUAUAUCGGCACUUUGCUGAGGUGAGCUUACAUGAAGAAAUACUAGAGGUUGAAGAGCACCAGCUUCUGACGCUUAUUAAAUCUGACGACCUUAACAUAUCCAGGGAGGAGAGCAUCCUAGACUUGGUGCUGCGGUGGGUGAAUCGUGACCCAGCCGCGCGCACGGUGCAUCUGGUCAAGCUUCUGAAGCAGGUCAGACUGGAACUUAUAAACCCUGCUUAUCUAAGACAAGCCCUAAGAAGGAACACCAUGCUUCUGUGUGACGCAGACUGCAUUGACUUGAUCCAGAACGCGUUCAGGGCCAUCAAGACACCCCAGCAGCACUGCCCCCAUCUCCGCUAUGGCAUGGAGACCACCAGUCUUCUGCUUUGCAUCGGCAACAAUUCCGCCGGAAUCCGGUCACGGCGUCAGAACUACGGGGAUGCCAGUUUUUGCUAUGACCCCGCCUCACGGAAGACCUAUUUCAUCUCGUCUCCCAAGUAUGGAGAGGGUUUGGGAAGCGUGUGUGCUGGCGUCGUCAUGGAAGACAACACCAUAAUUGUGGCUGGAGAAGCAAGUGCCUCCAAACUCUCCAGACAGAGGAACAAGGAUCUUGAGAUCUACAGGUAUCAUGACAGAGGAGCCCGGUUUUGGGAAAAGCUGUGUGCAACUGAGUUCCGAGAGCUCUACGCUCUGGGCAGCAUCCAUGACGACCUGUAUGUUGUAGGAGGACAGAUGAAGGUUAAAAGCCAGUAUCUCGUAACAAACUGUGUUGAUAAGUACUCAGUAGAGCAGGACCGUUGGCGAAGGGUGUCCCCUCUGCCCCUGCAGCUGGCCUCCCACGCUGUGGUGACGGUGAACAACAGGCUCUACGUGAUCGGAGGCUGGACCCCGCAGGUGGACCUUCCUGACGAAGAACCUGAUCGACUAAGCAACAGGCUGUUCGAGUACGACCCCGGCCGAGACCAGUGGAGAGAGCGGGCGCCCAUGAAGUUCUCCAGGUACCGCUUCAGCACCGCCGUGGUCAGCAGUGAGGUCUACGUCCUGGGUGGAAUUGGCUGUGUAGGUCGAGACCGGGGCCAGGUUCGAAAAUGCCUGGACGAGGUGGAGAUCUACAACCCAGAUGGGGACUUCUGGCGAGAGGGCCCACCCAUGCCCAGUCCCCUGCUCUCGCUUCGGACCAAUUCCACCAACGCGGGUGCUGUGGACGGGAAGCUCUACGUCUGCGGGGGAUUCCACGGGGCAGACCGCCACGAGGUUAUCUCCAAGGAGAUCCUGGAGCUGGACCCGUGGGAGAACCAGUGGAGCGUGGUGGCCGUGGACGUCCUCAUGCACGACAGCUACGACGUCUGCCUGGUGGCCAGGAUGAACCCCCGCGACCUCAUCCCCCCGCCCUCCGACCUGGUGGAAGGAGGCCGUGAGCACUGAGGGCUCGCUCGCAUCUGCAG